Molecule: messenger RNA, 662 nt
Organism: Spodoptera littoralis (African cotton leafworm)
Lineage: Eukaryota; Metazoa; Arthropoda; Insecta; Lepidoptera; Noctuidae
Source: the annotation of a GenBank genome assembly
AUGUGUUAUGUUAUAGUUACGGGUAGAAGUUUAGCAUGGCUUUUGUUAAGUCUUGCAGCUUUUAUGUUGAUAUUGACUGGUAUAAUGACUCCUAAAUGGUUAAUGGGUCAGCCUGUGGUCCUCAAUGAUAAUAAUAUUACAAAGUUUUAUGCCCGAGCGUCGGUAUUUACAAUAGAUGUAUCCGCAUGAGAAAUGAUCAUAACAACUGCGCAUCAUUCUCGUUCUAUGGACUUGCUACUGAUGCUGAAGUAUACCCGACUCCAUGGAAGGCAUCUAUGUUCUUUUUAUCUCUAUGUGCAGCCAUACAAUUCGCAACAGUUUUAGCCGGUGUCAUGGCCUGUUGUGUCCAAUCUGUGUUCAAGAAAAGUGUUAUUUCAUUGGCCGGAGCCACUCAAGCUCUGGGAGGUCUCUUUGGAGUACUAGGUCUGCUCCUCUACCCCUGGGGGUGGGGUGCUACCCGAGUGAAGAGGCUCUGUGGUGAAAACUCAGAACCUUACAUACCUGGCGACUGUUCUAUUGGUUGGGCUCUCUUUGUGACAGCUACAGGUGUCGCUCAAAUAUUCCUCGCGAGCGCUCUCUCUAAAACAGCAGACAAGGCAGCUAACUCCGAUAAGGUCCAAUUCCAAAUGGAUGAAGGCAAACAAUUGAUAUGUUUAGCUUGA